This is a messenger RNA of Monomorium pharaonis (pharaoh ant), 720 nucleotides long. RefSeq lists its product as uncharacterized. NCBI's taxonomy places the organism in Eukaryota, Metazoa, Arthropoda, Insecta, Hymenoptera, Formicidae. The transcript has 2 exons. Bases 1 to 720 code for a protein of 239 amino acids. The record is from RefSeq and is a predicted model, not a curated record.
AUGACAUUCAGUCGUUGCCGUGGUCGCAGGCGGUUGUUGAAACUCCUAUGUCUGAUGCUUCCAUUACGACGCACUAAUUGCGAACUCAAUGACAAAUUAAAUCAGCUUAAUAGUAUUGCGAGUAGCGUAGAGCGUAAUAAUCAACGGAUUGCUGCGUUGGAGCACGAAUGUACUGUUCUUGCAAACGAAGUGCGUAAUCUGAAAUCAGAGCUUAAGCCUGUAUCGGAUCAAUCUGAGAACUCGCUUAUUCUUUCUGGCGUCCCUGCUACAAUGCCCAUCAUGGCUCCUAUGGCUUAUGCUCGCAACAUGUUCAUGGCCCUUGAAAUUCCUGAACUGUCGUGCCACAUUCUCGAUGCAAGAACCAUUCGCAAGACUCAAUCUGUGGCAGCUAGCGAUCGACCGCUGCCUGUCUCCGCUACUGGCUCGAUUAUUGUUACUCUAACCUCGCGUGCGACUCGUGAUAUUGUCAUAACUAAAAAACGUGUGCGACGUGUGCUUGUUCAGAGGGACAUUUGUGAUAAUGACUCCGAUCGUGAUGUUUACGUGAAUGAGCUUCUCCCUAAGAAUACCUAUGAGCUGCUUAAGUUGACAAAGAAGAUUGCGAAGGAAAAAUCUUAUAAGUAUGUUUGGGUUAGGGAGAGUCAUAUUCAUAUUAGGCGUUCCGACGGUGAGCCGAUUGUUCACAUUGACUCUGAAACUGAUUUGGAUAGGCACAUUUGA